AUGGUUCGUCGCAGUGAUAGGGCUUCUGGUGAAGUGGUGCGGAAAAAAGGAGCAGGCGGUGCGCAGGGCCGUUUGCAACGCCGCCAACACCGUAAAGGCGGGAAGAGAGGCAUUGAUGAAGAUGAUGAUAUGUUGGAGGUGCAGCGACCAGGUGCAUUAUCGCUCAAUAAUCCGCUGAUUCCACCAGAUCUUGAUGAAGACAUUGACGAUGAUCUUGCCUUUAACAGCGAUGAUGAAGAGAAGUAUGGCCACUUUUUUAACAAAAAGACGAAACCAGAUUCUACUGCUGAUUCAACUGGAGGAAAAAAGAAAAAGAAAAAGUCUGCUAAGGAGAGAGGAGGUAAUGCAGCUGAUAUGGGUGAUUCUGAGGAUGCUUUGGUACUGCAACAAUUACGUGCUUUGGGCGAAAUUGAAGAUGAUGAAGAUUUGGAUUUUCACGAAAGAGACAGUGCUGGUGAUGAUGAUGAUGACUAUAUUGACCUUGCUGACAUGCUUGAUGCUGCAGAAGAUGGAGUUGAUGGAAAAGGAGGAGCAGACAGCAGCGGUAAAAAGAAGAAAAAGAAGAAGAAAUUAGAUGAGGACGGAGUGGCGAAAAAACGACGCCGUGCACGUGUUACUGAGGAGGCAGAAUCUAUCUAUGGUCCUGCUGCUGUUGAAGGAUCAUACAGCAGUAAUAUUCGUCAAGUUGUGGCAGCUACGCCUCUACCAUCAACACAGGCACGUGUUCAACAAAGUCUUGAAAAUAAGCAUAACCUUAUUAGUAUUGAUGUAGAUGAUACUAAAAAGGAGACACUAGUCCGUGGUGAAGUACGUAAGGUAGUCGCAGAAGACCUUGCAAAGUAUGAAACUUUCCUGCGUGAACAACAAAAUUCUAAACAUGUGCAGCUUCCUAUGCCUAUGCCGGAGAGUAAUCCUGUACCAUCUACUCUUGGUGCUAUUGCUGCUGCUGCAGAAGCUCAAUUUGCCCACCAGAAGGAUGGAAAUAUAGCAGAAACUUUAGAUACUGAAAAGAUAGGUAACAACGCUACACGAGCGUCAGCUUUCCGUCUUGCAGGAAAAAUGAAUGCAUUACUAUCUGGUGCUGGUUUAUUAAGGCCACAGUUAACUUCAGGAAAUGCUGAAGAUGGUGUCGUCCCGUUAGAUGAUGAUAACGAGAAUAAUAAUGGUAUGGCUGGUACAUCAAAGCGUAAUGAUGAUGGAAGUGUACCAACAACAAGUUAUAUGGCGAAAUUAAAAGCAAUGCUUUCUUAUGAAAAUGCCCGUCGUCGUCGUUUGAAUCGUAUUAAAAGUAAGACAUACCGUCGUAUCCUACGUAAAGAAAAAGAACGAGAAAAGGAAAGGCGAGAAAAGGCAUUUGAAAUACUUCAUCCAGAGAAGGCUCGUGCUCGUCUGGCAGAGAAACUUAUGAAAGCACGCAUGGAAGAACGUGUGACACAAAAACACAAAAAUACAAGUAAAUGGGUUCGUCAUGCCAAACGAUUUGCUCAGUUUGAUGAUAACACGAAAGAUGCCUUAAAUGAACAACAUAUGUUACAUCAACAACUUAUGCGAAAAAUGGAGGAAGAUGCGAAUGAAGAUGAAUAUCUUAAUGCAGAUGGUGAUGGUCGGGCUAACAGUGAAGCCGCCUCAAGUGAAGAAGAACGUGUAGUGGAUUAUCUUAUUGCUGAAGCUAAAGGAGAACAAAGUGCUGGAAACGCCAAAAAGAAUUUAACUUCUGUUCUAUGGAACAGUGUUGAUGAUGAUAAAAAGGGUAAAGGAAGUGGUGGAGCUGGAGUUUCUGAUAUGACACCAACUGAAAAGGCCCGUUUGGAAUUGCGAGGAAUGAAGUUUAUGCAACAAGCUAGGGAACGAGAAGAGAAGUGCUACGCAGAAGUACUUGAACAACUACAGGAAGACAUCCGUCGUGAUAUGCGUGGAGAAACCUUAGACAGUGAUGAUGAAGUCCCUGACCUCGAUGAUAACUCUGGAAAAGUAAACAAGAAAAAAGGGAAGGCUGGUUCAUCUUCUACAACGUUAACAGCAUCAGGAGGCCAGACAAUUGGUCGAAAAGUGUUUCAACAACAGAAUGACCGAAAUAACGGUAUUAAGGGAGUAGAGAACAUUCAACUGAAACAACAAAGUGGUAUUGAUGCUCAUGCACAUCAAGAAGAAGAAGAUGAUGAUGAUGAUGAUGAUGAAGUACUUAGCGCAAGCGGUAGCGAUAAAGAAAAGGAUUGUAGUUACUCCAUUAAUGAAGAUAACGACAGUGAAGAAGAAAAAGAGAAAAAACCUGAACCUACCAAAGUUAAAAAGACAAAAAAAAAUCGGGAAUCAAAGGAUGAGUUUGCCGGUAUCCGUAAACCCAACAAGGUUUCUGGUAGUUUAAAGGGAAGUGGUGUCGCUGCUCCCUCUUCUUCUACACCCAUUAUAUCCUCCGUUUCCACUCCUUCAAGUGAAAAAAAUAGUAGCAGCACACGUAUUACUAUUCUUCCAGGUGUUUCCAAACGACCACGUCGUGAUGAGGAUCUUGAUGGUACUGCAGUAAUUGCCUCAGACCAUACUGAAAAGAAUGAGUAUGAGGAUGAUGAAGAAGGAAAAGAACAACAGCAACAAGGGCAGGAACCCCACGAGGAUGAUGAGAUGACACUACAGCAGCAACAAGAAUAUCUUAUUGCCCGUGCCUUUGCCGGUGAUGAAGUGGACGCUGAAUUCCUCGCUCAGAAGGCGGCACAAGUUGAGACGAUCAUGCGGCCUGUUGAUAAGAACGCCUCACUGCCUGGUUGGGGCGAGUGGGGUGGUGCCGACGCCCGUCUUAACACCCGCCACCAGGCAAAAAUACAGGCCAUGCAAAUGCAGCGUGAGAUUGAGCGCACCACGCUGUUGAAGAGUCGGGCGGAUGCCGCACUGGAUCACGUUAUUAUUAACCAUGAUGGUGUGGAACUCGUGCCAGAUCGCAUGUUGUUGCACAUGAUUCCGCGCCCGUUCAGUAAUCCAACGGAGUUUGCGCGGUCUAUGCGGCAUCCGCAUGGUCCAGAGUGGAAUACAGCCCUCACAUUCAAGGAGGCGAAUCAACCCCGUGUGGAGGUGCGCCAGGGUCACGCGGUACUCCCACUCGAUCUCUCGCUGCGCACCAAAAAGAAGAUGAAGACGAAGAGGCGCAAGACGGAAGCCACAGCUUGA
Molecule: messenger RNA, 3159 nt
Organism: Trypanosoma theileri
Lineage: Eukaryota; Euglenozoa; Kinetoplastea; Trypanosomatida; Trypanosomatidae
Product: U3 small nucleolar RNA-associated protein 14
Exons: 1
Coding region: 1-3159 (1052 amino acids)
Biological process (GO): rRNA processing
Cellular component (GO): nucleolus; small-subunit processome
Source: RefSeq, a predicted model, not a curated record